Messenger RNA from Venustampulla echinocandica, 783 nucleotides. RefSeq lists its product as uncharacterized. The transcript has a single exon. Bases 1 to 783 code for a protein of 260 amino acids. The record is from RefSeq and is a predicted model, not a curated record. Lineage: Eukaryota; Fungi; Ascomycota; Leotiomycetes; Helotiales; Pleuroascaceae.
AUGUCGGGUAUUCCGGUGUACACGCGAGUCGAUACUGCAUCGAAGGCUUCUGGAGUAACCCCCCAAACGGCUGCGCCUGGAUCUUAUAAGGAUUCCUCUGGUGGUCCCAAUCCUGUGGCCGCCUCAACGACCACAUUAUCAUCAUCAUCAUCAUCUUCAUCAACAUCAACGUCAACAUACCCAUCCGCAAGACCAGGCGCUGCCGCGGUCCCCGCGCCAACUGGAGGACUGCCGCCGCCGCAAUGGCCAUCGAAUUUCCACGGCGACACCGAGGGUCCGCCAGCGCCGCAACCUGGUGCUGUGCCCACUCCGUUCAGCAGCCAGCACGUGCCUCCUCCUCCACCCCCUAAGGCUGGUGAAGUGUAUCAUCCGCCACAUCAGAUGGCAGGGCCUCCAGCGACUCAGUCGAUGCCACAGCCCUAUCCUCCUCAGAUGUCGUUUGCGCCUCCUGGUUCCGCUUUUGGUGGUCAGCCGCCAGCAUCUUCCAUGUCUACAUCAAACACUGCGUCAUCAGCAUACCCCAUUUCGCUACCCACGGACGGAGGUGGAUAUCCUCAACGCAGCGCUGAGCAAGCAUCGGGUUACCAGCAGAAUGUUUAUGCAUCAGAGCUUACAAACGACCAAAGACCGGGAAAUGAGGCCAAUAAUGCGUCCAGCUCGGGGAAAGGAGACGGGAUGGAAUCUGAUAGCAUGUGGAAUUCACUAGGAAGGAUGGCCCAGCAGGCCGGUGCGAAGAUCGCAGCAGCAGAAGCGGAUGUAUGGCGCAAGAUCAACAAGGAAUAA